This is a messenger RNA of Geodia barretti, 1624 nucleotides long. The record is from the annotation of a GenBank genome assembly. NCBI's taxonomy places the organism in Eukaryota, Metazoa, Porifera, Demospongiae, Tetractinellida, Geodiidae.
AGUAUAGCCCCUCCCACCGCAAACAAAAAGUCUAGUGUUGGCGCCCCGAUGGAGAACGCAUGGUACGAAAGUGGUGAGGGAAGCGGUUUUGAGUCUGCUUCUCCCUCCUGCGUCCUAGACAUACUUCCGUGCUCAAUAACCAUAACUGGCAACAUUGUUUUGGUCAUCUUCUAUGGUAUUUUCCUUGGUUUUGCAGCUAAAGUUAUAUCAGAUGGAGCGGAGAUGUUGCUGGACCUGGGACUGCCAUCUGCUCUCGUUGGAGGAAUAGUGCUACCACUGCUUGGGGCAGUCCCUGACUCGGCCAUGAUUAUAGCGUCGGGGGUGGGCAAGAGCAGAGAGCAGGCCAACAAAGAAAUAGCUGUCGGAAUGGGGACACUUGCUGGUAGUACCAUCAUGUUACUCACUCUACCAUGGCUGGGGAGCAUUAUUCUUGGCCGAGUGGACAUUGUCAAUAAGCAAGGCAAGGAUGGUGUGACAUCGAAAUUCACUGUAAACAGCUUCGUUAAACAGGCUAUCCAUCAAAUAUCUCAUACAUGACAGGAUUAAAGAAGAACUCUCAUUUCUACGUUGAAGGAUCCCUCUGAGCUAUAUAUUAUCAAAGCACAGACACUCCAUCCCGUCAUGUUCAAUGCACAAUAAUGCUCCUCUCAUAGCUGAACUGUGUUGCUGCAUACUUGCAACAACAUGUCAUUAGGUUACUCUGAUAAGCACUAAUGAACUGCAGAUACCCUUCAUCCAAUUUGUUGAUCUUAUAUUCAAUUUUGUAGUUACAGUGGAACCUCAUUAAUACGAACACUGUUAAGCGAAAUAACUGUUUGAUACGAACCACUUUGAAAUAGCCAACCUAGCUUACAAACCACAAACAUGCGCAUUUUGAGCCGAGGGUUUGCACUUUAGUGCUUUUCAUUCUUCCGGCAGGCGAGGAGAGUAGCGCCACAAAGGCGGGGUAGAACUGGGGUUGGUGCCAGCCCGGCAGCGAGGACAUUCACGAAACUGACCAGAGAGGUGAGUGCCUCCCUGGCCCGGUCUGGUGCAGGAAAACACACAGCUUCGCGAAGGUGGGUUGGUCGGAGACCAGAGGGGCCAGCCGCAGAACCACUAGGGAAGGAUUUCACCGCUUUGAAGACACAAGCCUCAGAAACUGAUGUAGGAGGAGGCACCGGCCCUAAAGGUAGAGCAGCAUGUGGAUGCAUCUCCCGGAGAGAUCGAAGGCCUUCAGAAGAAAGAGCUUGAAUCGCCUUACUGCACAAACCAUCCUGGGCACGCCUAGCAUUGUGACUCAGUUGAGAGGUAGAGGGUGCUCUUGCUUGCCUAGAGAGUGUGCAGCCCUCGGUCUGGGCCUGACUCCACAAAGUAGUGGCCCACCUGUGCAAACGAGACUUCACUUGCCGAAUAUCCCGCCAUGGCAGGCGACGUCCAGCAGCAGGGCUGACAAGAACACAUUUAGGGAGCAUGAAAAGUUUGGUCCACAGGACCAGGUCAUUAGGGUUGUUGGUGACUGAAGAGAGGCAGUCACUGAGUGCCUUAGCCCAGAUAUCCCUGGCCCCCUUGGGGACGUGUUGAAAAGUAGGUAUGUAUGACUGAAAGAUAGUGAAGAGUGAAGGUAGGGCAUUCGUUCCAUGGG